Tricharina praecox is the source of this 2406-nucleotide messenger RNA. RefSeq names its product Oxoglutarate and iron-dependent oxygenase degradation C-term-domain-containing protein. The record is from RefSeq and is a predicted model, not a curated record. NCBI's taxonomy places the organism in Eukaryota, Fungi, Ascomycota, Pezizomycetes, Pezizales, Pyronemataceae. Gene Ontology annotation, molecular function: peptidyl-proline dioxygenase activity; iron ion binding; L-ascorbic acid binding. The coding region runs from base 109 to 2115 and encodes 668 amino acids. Gene Ontology annotation, cellular component: cytoplasm. The transcript is spliced from 2 exons. Gene Ontology annotation, biological process: peptidyl-proline hydroxylation; regulation of translational termination.
CGUCAUUUGGAACUCGAACGACAUGGUCUGACCAGAGACCUUUCCCACCAGUGACCACAGAUUUUCUCCAACUGUUCUCCACCGCUCCAAUUCCCUCACGUUAUCAUAAUGGCCAAACGAAAGCACUCAAGCUCGCAAGCUUCGUCUUCGGCGCCCUCCAAAAAGAAGGGAAAGCCAACCGCGUCCCCCACCAAAGCACCCAUUGAGAACGACAUCGAAUCCUCCUUCCGUCCCGGUCUUUUCGAGAAAGAUGUGCUCAAGGAAUACAACACGCAAUAUCGUGAUUCUGGCCCCUACCCGCACGCCGUGAUCCCCACCCUCAUUUCAUCGCCGCUGCUGCACUCAGUCAAGAACGAGAUUCUCACGCACCUCUCCUUCACAGCGAAAGAAACCGACAUCUACCGGCUACACCAGACGGGCGAUCUCGCCAACCUCUCCGGGCUUCCACAGGAGCUUGCCGCAAAGCUCCCUUCGCUCCGCCGCCUCCGCGAUGCGCUAUACUCCCAGAAAUUCCGCGACUAUGUGUGCGCUGUCUCCGGAUGUGGACCAUUGAGCGGCACGAAGACGGAUAUGGCCAUCAAUGUUUACACACCCGGAUGCCACCUACUCACGCACGACGAUGUCAUUGGCAGUCGCAGAGUGAGCUACAUCCUCUACCUGUGUGGCAGCGAGGACGAGCCGUGGAGGCCUGAAUGGGGAGGUGCGCUACGGCUGUAUCCUACGGAAUUGGCGGACGACGGGACGAAAGUGCCGACGGCAGAGUGGUCACGCGUUUGUCCUCCUGCUUGGAAUCAGUUAGCGUUCUUUAAGGUUGUGCCCGGCGAGAGCUUUCACGAUGUCGAGGAGGUUUACGAUCCCGAAGAUGGAACCGAGCGUACUAGAAUGGCAAUCAGUGGGUGGUUUCACAUUCCACAGCGCGGCGAAGACGGUUUCAUCGAAGGGCUGGAAGAAGAGCUGGGCAAGAAGAGUUCGCUAGCGAGCUUGCAAACCAAGAGUGAUUGCUAUGACCGGCCACAGCCGCAGGUGGUGUCAUACAAGCAGGUGGACAAAAAAGGGAAGGGCAAGGAGGAAGAUGAAGACGACGAUGAUGCGUUCUCACCAGAAGAGAUCGACUUCUUGCUCAAAUAUAUCCACCCGACGUUCUUGACGCCCGCUACCCUCGAACAGCUAGCAGAGCAGUUUGCGGGCGAUUCGGCGAUACAGAUCUCAUCAUUUCUACGCAACACUUUUGAGAAGCCGCUGCGAGAGUACAUUGAGUCGAACGAUGGCAAGCCGAGCACUUGGCCCGUCGCCGUACCACCGCAUAAGCAGAAAUACCUCUACCUACAGUCCUCUAGCGGCGGCAAGGGGAUGACUCCGCUUGAAGAACUCGUCACCGUUCUCCUUCCUUCGCCACAGUUCAAGAAACUGAUCCAACACGCCACUGGACUAAAACUGACAUCUCGCAACAUUCUUGCACGACGGUUCCGGCGAGGAAUGGAUUACACACUGGCUACAGGAUUGAGCUCAUCUUCUCCCGCCACCGAAGAUAACCCCAUGCAGUUGGAGCUCACUCUCAACCUCACGCCUACUACUGGCUGGGAAUCCCCUAAUCCUGAGGAGGAAGAAGGUAUGAAAAAGAAGGAGAAAAAGAAAGCCAAGGGCAAGGGUAAGAGCAGGCUCAACCCGGAUUUCGUUCGAGAAGAGAAGGAGAAGCGGUUCGACGACUCCGCCCGCACUCUUGGAGGAUACGAGAUGUAUAUGGCUGCGGAAGACGAUGAUCCCACCAAUGAUCCCGCGGUAUACAAGGCUGGAGGAGAUGAGGAAGAGGAUGGAGUGCUGUUUGUUAACUACCCUGGAUGGAACUCUCUCAGCCUUGCGUUGCGCGACCAGGGUGUGCUGAAGUUCGUUAAAUAUGUUAGUGCUUCUGCGAAGGGUGAUCGGUGGGACUUGGUCGGGGAGUUUGGGAUGGAGAAGCUUGAGGAUGGGGAGAGUGAUGAGGAAGAUGACGAUGAAGAGGGAGGCGAGGAUGAGGAGGAUGAGGAGGAUGAUGAGGAUGAGGACGGAGAUACGAGUGGAAGUGAAGACGACGGUGAAUAUGAUAAUGAGCCGGAGUGGAAGGGGUGCUCUCCGUAGUAGGCUGGUAACGAUGGUGGGCACUGUGGUGGAUAUAGCAAAGAGCGUUUGCCUCGGGUACAUACCUACAUACAAAAGAUCUUCGAGUGAACAGUGUUAGAAAGUUCAUAAGUGCAUUGAAACUACGAAUGAGCAGUAGUUCUGCGAUUGGUGGUGGCUUUGUUGAAGCUCUAACAUGAAUCCUCACACAAUACUACCAGGAAGCUCGUGUUACGGAGGUAAGGAACGGAAAAGUAGCCAUAUUGUGGGCAGUGCAACCAGUUAGCCACCAUCUAAGAAGUAUGGUUGCAG